Messenger RNA from Ananas comosus (pineapple), 3527 nucleotides. RefSeq lists its product as uncharacterized. The transcript is spliced from 7 exons. The coding region runs from base 1336 to 3273 and encodes 645 amino acids. Lineage: Eukaryota; Viridiplantae; Streptophyta; Magnoliopsida; Poales; Bromeliaceae. The record is from RefSeq and is a predicted model, not a curated record.
UUAAUAAAUAAUUAUAAUAUCUCUAUGUAAAAAUAAAAUACUAUAUAUAUAUAUAUAUAUAUAUGUAAAGAGGGUGGUCCACCAUGGACCUCCCUUUUAUGCGGUCCACGAAGCCACUUAUAUAUAUAUAAAGAGGGUGGUCCACUGUGGACCUCCCUCUCAUGCAGUCCACGAGACCGAAGUGGCCUCGUGGACCCCGUGAAAAAGCCCCGCCCCAUGGGCCGCGAUUUUGGCUCCUUGCUCGGCGUUUUCGUUUUUCGCCGUUCACACGCGGAAAACGAAAAUAAAAAUUUUUCCUCAAAUACGUAAGACUAUUUUUCCCGAAACAUUUUUUUACGGCGAAAUAAACAAGUUGCAAAUCAUUUCUCCACCGAAAAUUUCUUUUCCAUCCAUUUUUACAUCAAACCAAACACCCCCUUAAGGUUUUAUAUACGAUUUGCACUUUGCUAAAUCGGAUUGAUGAAAAAUGAUACAAUUUUCGAACUUGCGUAUCGGCUUCUUAUCCAAAAAGCCCCCACAAUAGAUGUUACUUUUAUAAUUUAAAAAGUUUCAGCACGAAUUUUUUUGUUUUUUUAUAAUUUAAAAAGCCUAAAGCUCUCCAGGUUAACAACCAACUGUAUUAGAUAAUACUUGUUAUUGUAAAACUUAGGAUUGGACUCAUGGGUAACACAUUUAUAUAGUUGUGUAGUUAAUGCAAUUUAAAUUUACUAAAAUUAUUUAAUUUCAAAAAGAAUAAAAGCUAAAGAAGUUAUUUUGGAAUGACUUAGGCUUAGUUUGGUAUUGAGAUCUAUCUAACGCUAUUAGAUAAAAUUGAGUUGAGGAAAAAGUAUAUAGGGAGAUGCUUCUGUGUUCUCCGGUGGGACUGUAAAAUAUAUAUCGUAACUGACUCAUCGCGAUAUGCGAAAUGCAAUAUUACGUACUAUUUUUCCAUCGUCGUUUCUCACCGCACGUAACGCAAUCUCCUCGCAAUCCCAAGCGAAGCCUUAUAGUUGAGAGGUCUCCUUAUGAUUUGGUUGUGAAAUUACGAAAUUAUAAACUAUAUAGCGGUAAAAAAUUAUGUUGUUUAUUUUGAGGUCAAAAAUUUGAAACCUAUAUAUAUCUGAAUAAGAACUUAGUCCUGAACUUUAGGUUUAAUCUAUAGAUUAUAAUGAUUUUUUUUUUUUUUUUUUUUUUUGUAACCGUUAUACUAUAUAGGGUGCACUUUGUAAAAUUUAUAAAAAUUAUAUAUACAAAUUUAUCCUAAAAAGAAAUUUGAAUUUAUGAAAAAGAGUGAAACUUUUUUUAAUGAGUUGUGUUGAUUUCGCGAAUUAAUGGUAUCGAGCCACGUAAGAGAAUAUGAUUGGUCGGUCCAUGGCCGACGUGGUGAACCGGGUUCAGGGAAAAAGCAUACUCGAUUGCCGCGAAAAGACUCUUUUCCCGCUCCAUAUCUUUCCCGCCAAAACCAUUCCCCUUGUCCUUCUUCCUCGUCCUCUCCUUCGCCUCCCCGAAACCCUAAACCCUAGCGCUCGAUCCCAAUCCAUGCCGAAGAGGAGGACGGAACCCUCGCCAUCGCCAUCGCCCUCCCAUGGCGGCGCCUUCACCCGGAGCAGAUCCGAGAUCUUCCUCCACCGCACUCGAUCCGGCCUCGCCCGCCCCGACCCCGCCCCACUUCGCCAUCACCUCCUCCUCCGCCGCCUCUCCACCACCUCUCCACCACCCAUCCAUGGAGGAAACCUCGUCAAGGAUCUGCGACUGAGGCGCGUCUUCUCCCCAGCCUCUGUCUCCGUCGAGGAGGAGGCUUCCCCGGAUCGAACGGGUAAGAUCGGAUCAGGGGACGAUUCGGUGGGUGAAGAGAGGGGACAGGGUGGGGUUGAUGAGAUCUCGAAGAGUUUUCAUGGAUCUAAUGGAUUUGAUAAUAGUUCAAAUGAGAGCUCUGCGCCUGAGAGCGUAGUCGCUGUGGAUUUUGGGAUUAAGAGAGGGGAUCUAAAGGAUGGCGACAAGUUGGAUUCAAUUGAUCCUCCGAAGAGUGGAUCGCGCGCUCCGCCGGAGUGUGUAAUCGCUGUGGAUUGUAGCAUGAAGAGCAUGGAUUCAAAAGAUGAUGCGAAGUUGAAUGUGAUUGAUUCUCCAAAGAACACGGAGAGCACUCCACCGCAGUGUGUAGUCGCUGUGGAUUUAGGAACGGCGAACAUGGAUCGAUUGAUGAAGGAUUCUCAGAAUGAUAUUAACGGCGGUGUAAAGUUGGAUCCUUUUAGUCCUUCUAAGAAAAACCUUGGGCUUGCUCCAUGCUCUAGAUCGAAGCUGGUUCGGAAUCCGAGCCUGUUUAGCUACCGGAGAAUGCUUCCUUUUCUCACGGAUCUCGAUAAAGAGGAGAACCCUCCACGCGAAAAUAAAAAUCCUGCUGAAGUUGAAAGAAUUGUACAGGAAAAACAGUUAUCACCACCCGGAAAUCUUCUAUCUGAUCAACCGCCUCAACGUAGCAGCUUAGGCGGAGUAUCCUUAAAUGAAGAAUUGUGCACAAGCUCAGAUUUUGUUGACAACCCAUCAAUGAAUUCAUGCAACGGACGAUGUUUGGAAGUUUCUAAAAUCGAAUCUGAGGCCUCUCUUGUAGACCCCAUUAUCGAAGCACAGCUUCUUCACAAACCGGUUUGUUCACCUCCUACAUUUUCGGAAGUCUUUUCAGUUCAGGAAAUGGCUGGAAGCGCGCCAUCCACUAUAAUUGUGCCGAAAGAAGGUAAAGCGGACUGCAAAAAUACUGUUCCCACUAUAGAUAUUGAUCGAAGGUCAAUAGUAACAUCAAAAUCAGAUAUAGUUCAUUCUUCCGAAAGGCAUCUCCUUUCUCCGAAGAGGGGGAUUUUGAAGAGGCAUACUAGAGGAUGUAAGGGGGCAUGCAUGUGUUUGGACUGUGUUUCCUUUAGGAUACAUGCGGAUCGGGCUUUUGAGUUCUCGAGGAAGCAGAUGCAAGAGGCUGAUGAGACAAUAGCAGGACUAGUGAAGGAGUUGGCGAGUCUGAGAAAUCUCGUGGAGAAGUCUAUUUUGCCUUCAGUCGGCAGCGGAAGCUACGGCAUUCUUCAAUUCACUCAAGAUCUUAUCCAAGGAGCUUGCCGACGAGCCUCUCGAGCGGAGGCGAUAGCAAGUAACCGUUGUCGACAAAUGUUUAAUGAUCUAAACGCACAUUGCAGAAUCCCUGGGCCAAGGGUGACUUUCGCGGAUUGCGUAGAAGAACGGAAAAUCACAUCACCUGGGACGAACUGUAGUAAGUCUCUAGAGAAAUUUAUGUUCUAUGGAUCAUCGUAAACUUUUUUGUUGAUCAUCUCUUCUUCUUGUAACUUGAUUCGGAACUCGUAACACUACCAAUGGUUUUAUAUCUAUCGAAAAUCAUGCCGACGCUUGGUAUGAAAGAAUUUGUUUGUUUUCUACUGCUGCGAAAACCCUACUCUCACUUUGUGUUAUGUUGUCUGAGUUCCUGUGAAGUUUUAUAAAUCAAAGCUAAAAUGUGUAAUUUUAUGUACAGAGUCUUGGAUUGCAAGCUUAUGCUUUUGGUUCUUAAA